ACGUUAUUGGUCGCGGCGGCCGCCCGCGGAAUUUGAAAUGGCUGCCGGAAUGCUGACCGGUAGGGGCCCGGAGUCGGAGGCCAUGGCGCCGGGGCGCACUGGCUGGGCGGCCGAGGAGGAGCCGGCGCCCCAGGGGGAAGGUUUGUUCCAAGAUGAAGAUUCAUGCAGUGAUUGUAGCUAUCAUGAUAAGCCUGGUACUAGUUUACAAAGUUUUGUGCUAGAAGGAAAAACUCCUUUCCCAGAAAUUUUCCAAACAAGUCAACUUUUGUUCUAUGAGCGAUUCAGAGCCUAUCAAGAUUAUAUUUUAGCUGACUGCAAGGCCUCUGAGGUAAGGGAAUUUACAGCUGAGUUCUUGGAGAAGGUCCUUGAACCAUCUGGAUGGCGGGCAGCCUGGCACACUAAUGUGUUCAAGGUGUUGGUUGAGGUCACAGAUGUGGACUUUUCCGCCUUGAAGGUAGUGGUGAGGCUUGCCGAACCAUACCUCUGUGAAUCUCAAGUGAGCACUUUUACCUUGGAGUGUAUGAACGAGCUCCUCAAUCUGAAGGAACAUCGGUUGCCCCUGCAGGAGCUGUGGGUGGUAUAUGACGAUUCUGGAGUGUUUGACCAGACAGCACUUGCAAUUGAGCAUGUCAGGUUUUUCUACCAAAACAUUUGGAGGAGUUGGGAUGAAGAAGAGGAGGAUGAGUACGAUUAUUUUGUCAGAUGUGUCGAACCUCGAUUGAGAUUGCAUUAUGAUAUUCUUGAAGACCGAGUUCCUUCAGGACUUAUUGUUGACUACCGGAACCUGUUGUCUCAAUGUGAGGAGAGUUACAGAAAAUUUUUAAAUCUGAGAAGCAGUUUAUCAAAUUGUAACUCUGAUUCUGAGCAGGAAAAUAUCUCCAUGGUGGAAGGGUUAAAAUUGUAUUCAGAGAUGGAACAGUUGAAACAAAAGCUAAAACUCAUUGAGAAUCCUUUGUUGAGGUAUGUGUUUGGUUAUCAGAAAAAUUCUAAUAUCCAAGCAAAGGGCAUCCGUCCAAGUGGUUCGAAGGUCACCCAUGUGGUCUCCUCUACCAUAACGACUGGUCUACUGCGUUCCCUGCUCAGGGACAGGCUUUGCCAGGAGCCUUAUGAAGAAGAAACAGAAAUUCAGUUCCAUAGGGAUCCAUUGUCUGCUAUAAAUGCCUGCUAUGAAGGUGACACUGUUAUUGUUUGUCCUGGCCAUUACGUGGUACAUGGUACAUUCUCCAUUGCUGACUCCAUUGAGUUGGAAGGAUAUGGUCUACCAGAUGAUAUUGUGAUAGAAAAGAGGGGCAAAGGUGACACUUUUGUGGAUUGCACGGGUGCAGAUAUUAAAGUCUCAUGCAUAAAAUUUGUUCAGCAUGAUGCUGUAGAAGGAAUCUUAAUCAUUCACCGUGGUAAGACUACGUUGGAAAACUGUGUACUGCAGUGUGAAACUACAGGAGUCACAGUACGAACAUCAGCAGAAUUUUUAAUGAAGAACUCGGAUUUGUAUGGUGCCAAGGGUGCUGGUAUAGAAAUAUACCCUGGGAGUAAGUGUGUCCUGACUGACAAUGGGAUCCAUCACUGCAAGGAAGGGAUCCUCAUUAAGGACUUUUUAGAUGAGCAUUAUGACAUCCCCAAAAUAUCCAUGGUGAAUAACAUCGUACAUAAUAAUGAAGGUUAUGGUGUUGUCUUAGUGAAACCUACAAUUUUCUCUGACCUGCAAGAAAAUGCCCAAGAUGGAACUGAAGAAAGUAAAGUGUUUAAAAUUCAGACAAGUGGAGAGGGAGAUGCAACUGAAAGAGUGGAUCUAGAAGAGCUGAUUCAGUGUGCAGCUGGCAAAAUGGAGCUCUCUGCAAGAGCUGAUCUUUCUGAGCAAGUUGAGGGAAAUUGUGAAAUUAUAAAUGAACUAGUUGCUGCCUCCACACAAAAAGGCCAGAUGAAGAAGAAGAGGUUGAGUGAACUGGGGAUCACAGAAGCUGAUGACAACUUAAUGUCACAGGAAAUGUUUGUUGGAAUUGUGGGGAACCAGUUUAAGUGGAAUGGGAAAGGAAGUUUUGGCACAUUUCUUUUCUGACCACAAUGAUGUAAACAGAUAGCAAAAUAUUGGAUUUUAUACAUGCUGCCCUAAGAAUCACUGCUGCCAUUGUAGUUUGCUUUAUGUGUGUAUUUUAUAUUUGAUAUAUUUGAUUGGGCUUGAGUGAAAUGCAGGUUUAUUUUUAUUUGCAGGUGUUACAUGUAAAGCACUCUCUCUUUAUAAGAAAGAUCAUAAAAACACAUAGAAUAGAAAAUAUUUAGAGACUUCUUAUCUGAAUGGCUUGCUUUCUUAAACACAUGGUUCUCUCAUAGUAAGCCUGUUAGUAACUUUCUGGUGUAGUUACACUUUAAUCUAGCACUUCAGAGAGGAGAAGGAAAGGCUGAGAAUGCAAGACAAGUGCAUAACAAUGCAAUAGGUGUCAUGUGUGUAGUGUUCUUAGAGUUGUCUUUUAAUCCUAAUUACAGCAAGUCUGAUUUCCACACUGUAUUUGUAUAAUACUUGCCUUAAAAUACUUGCUUUUAUGAUUGGGAAGUUAUCUGCCUAAUCAGACUUAUUGAGAAUCUGAGUGGGAUGCAUUUUUAUGUUGAACCGUGCAAUCGUCAAAAUAGCAAUAGAUAGCAUAGCAGCUUUGAUACAGAAUGAAAUGUGUUGUUCGGAGCUAAUGUGUAUGUAGAGCAUUUUCACUGUUGGUGAAUGUGAAUGAUUAAAAAGAAAGUAUUUUUCUAUCA
This is a messenger RNA of Lemur catta (Ring-tailed lemur), 2745 nucleotides long. RefSeq names its product SHC binding and spindle associated 1 (gene SHCBP1). The transcript is spliced from 13 exons. The record is from RefSeq and is a predicted model, not a curated record. The coding region runs from base 38 to 2056 and encodes 672 amino acids. Lineage: Eukaryota; Metazoa; Chordata; Mammalia; Primates; Lemuridae. Gene Ontology annotation, biological process: fibroblast growth factor receptor signaling pathway.